Molecule: messenger RNA, 1007 nt
Organism: Triplophysa dalaica
Lineage: Eukaryota; Metazoa; Chordata; Actinopteri; Cypriniformes; Nemacheilidae
Gene: psmg1
Product: proteasome (prosome, macropain) assembly chaperone 1
Exons: 7
Coding region: 100-939 (279 amino acids)
Biological process (GO): proteasome core complex assembly
Cellular component (GO): endoplasmic reticulum
Molecular function (GO): proteasome binding
Source: RefSeq, a predicted model, not a curated record
AUACACUAGUUAUUUCCGGUGGCGGUUUUGCUAAAACUUCAUCAGUCAUUACGGUGCGGGUUUCAUUUUCUUUAUUAAUUCACUUAUAAAUGCUUUGAUAUGGCGACAUUUUUCGGUGAAAUUGUAUCGGUUUACUCGAGAGCUGUUGAAGAAGAUGAUGACGAUGAUUUGACGCAAAACGAAGAAGAUGAAGAAAUCCGACGUGAAAUAGAAGAGAAGAGGUCAGUUCGUGUGCAGUGGAUGUCUCAGACUGACAAGAGAUCGGUGUCGUGUUCUCAUCUGAUCAUAGCUGUGGGUUUAAACGCCACCGGGUUCACGUCAGCCUAUGUGUUGAGUUGUGGAGGUUGGUCAGCAGUGGGUUGGGUGUCUCUCUGGAAUGAACGCAGUCACAGCUCCAGCAGGACUGACACAGCUCCAGCCCCUGGACAACCGGCCUGUGUUCUCUACCAGCAGGAGCACAACCCGUCUGUCAUGAUGUGUGUGUGCACGUGUUAUGUUGCUGAAGAUCAGCUGUUCCAGUGGGCUGAGGAGGUGUUGGGCUGUGUACAGAAGAGAGCUCUGACAGUUACUGUGCUCUCUGACUGUGUCCUGGCCGAAUAUAAAGCAUCAGACUACCUGAGUGGGAACAGCACACCCUUCCUGCGUGCUCUGAAGACGGCCACGUACACAGGUGCUGUCGCGUGUCCUCUGCUGGAGCAGCCCAACAUCAUCACAGGACUGUCUGCAGCAGUGCUCAGCCACUGUCAGGUUCAUCAGAUUCCAGCUGUUGUGUAUCAGUGUUACAGUGAUGUCACUCAUCCAGACUCGGUCACUAUGGAAACGUAUAAAGCAGCUCUCACAGGUCUGAGCGCAGCAGUGAAGAUGAAUCUGUGUCCGACUUCAGACAUUCUGCAGAAGUUCACACGAGCCAGUGAGGUUCAGAGUAACUUAUACACAUAGAUGUUAAAACAGAACUGUAUUUUUGUAGUUCUUGUGCUUUAGAAACAUAUUAAACAUGACUUGUUUUA